CUUCCUAUUUUUGACAUUUGAUCAGCUGGUAAAAAAUAGGGCUGGGUUUUUCGGUCAAUAAGGGGUCGUUUGGUAGCGUAAUAUUACGCAGAUAUUAGUAAUAUAGUAGUUAGUUAUGUAGGAUUUAGUUAUGCAUAAAUUAUUUUUUUAGAUGUUGAUUUGUUAUAUGUAUUUGUUAUAAUGUAGGUAUUAGUUAUGCAUGACACGUAAUUUUUAAUGCUGAAAAUAAAAUCUUGACGGGUGAGGGAUAAAUAUAGCUAGUUUUAACAGGUCAGGUAAAUAUAGCUCUAAAAUAUGACUACAGGAGUAUAUUUAUUGAAAAAGUAUAACGGAAUGCAAAUAUAGCUUAUUUUCAAUAGUAAAGGGACAAAUAUGACCCUUUUCGUUUUCAUUAUGAAUAUACUUACGGUAGAUAUUUUUCUUACUAUUACGUGUUGUUUCAUAUGUUUUGUUUAUCUCUAUGUUACUCGGACUCUUCGAAAAUGGACACGGGUGCGUGUCGGAUCCUUCAAAAGUAGUGCAUUUUUGAAGGAUCUGACACGGGUGCGGCAUCAUUUUUGGAGAGUCCGAGCAACAUAAGUUUAUCUUACUAUUUUGCUAUUGUUAUUUUUCUUUUAAUCCUGUUUUGAUUACAUUACUUUAGAGCCAAGGCUUUAUCGGGAACAACCUCUUUAACCGACAAAGGUAGGGUAAUGACUAUGUAUAUUCUACCCUCCCCAGACCCCAUUUGUAGAAUUACACUGAGUAUGUUGUUGUUUAUGGUAAAUAUUUAGCUGUAUUGAAUUUUCACGCCAAAUCAAUUCUAUUUAUCAUAAUUAAGUAAUUUAAUAAAAUAGCAAUAUGAAUAGAUUAACCAGGGUUCUGUUACAUAAAUCUAUAUAAAAAUAUAUGACAUGCAUUUAUGAGUCUGAUGUAAACACGCUGUGCAUAAAUAUUCAUCAUAUUGCUAUAAUAUUGAUUAUCAAUUUUUGGAAGGUAAAGUGAGGGGUUAGAAAAUAGAAUUAUUGAUCUUGUGCUAUUUUUUGGUUUUAUUAUUGGAAACGGAAGAGACUCCGUGAAUAGUGUAAAGCAACGAUCUAUUUGCUAUUCUCUCGGUUCCAUUUUACUUGUCACCUUUAGUUUACGACAAUUUAAGAAAAUAUUAAUUAAAAAGAUAAUUUAAUUAAAUAUCCUUAAUUAUAUUUAAUUUCAAUUUAAUACACUACUUCUUGCUUUCACCACAUUAAUCGCUUUCCACGUUUAUUAUAGAGAGAGAUAAAAUUAAAAAUAGAAAGUCAUUAGUAGCUAUAAGUAUUUUGGAAUUAUUUUCAUAAACAUGACAAGUAAAACAGAAUGGAGAGAAUAAUUAACUUGGUCAAUGAUUUAAUAAUGAAAGAAAACUACACUUAAAAGUUUUAAUAAAAGAUAAGACAAAAAUAGAAAAUAUAUCAAGCGGCAAGGUACAUUCGGUAACAAAUACUCAAUCUUUGUCACCUUUCCUGUUCCUAUAAUUAAGUUAAUUGAACUUUGAUUAACAUUUAAAGUUUAUGGUUUUGCAGUUUUGGUAUGAGAAUUUUUUGUCAUUUUCAAGUAAAUUAAGAACAUCUAGAUUUUACAUGUUUAAAAAUGAAGUUUAUUAUAUUUUCAUAAAUUUGUUUUUCUUAGUAAUUCGCAAAUUGUAAAUCCACAUUUUGUGAUGUGUGCCCUUAGCUGAAAGACAAAAGUUCCUUUACAAAAAAAAUAAUAAUAAUAAAAAAAAAAUGUGAGAAUGAAAAGUCACGUGAGAAAGUUCCAAGAUCACGUGAUAUUUGUCAAUUGAUAUGAUGUCUGUCUUACAAAAUGUCAAUGGUAAUAAAGUCAUUUUAAGUAACUGCCUUUUUAUUUCAGUGUCAGUCCUUGUCAGGCUGUUCCAAUAGAUGAGGGCAAUAGAGUAAUUCUCAAUGUUGAUAAUGCACACUGGUGAUUCACAAUGAAAGAAUAGUAGUACUGUGCAGAGUCUCUUUCAAUUCAUCACUUUCCCUACACAGAAUGGAUUCUUUUGACUGGACAUUGGACCCACUGGACAAUUUACCAUAGUUUUCUAGUGAAUCUAAUGAUGCAUGAUCAAUUAUUGGGGUUGUAGGUUUAUUUUUUUAGCAUAGGUAGAAUGUUACCAUCAAAGCCAAAAGCUAUAUGGCUGAUAGCAUGGGUGCUGACUUUCGACUUUAUUUCUUAAUCAAACUCAAUUGUUAGAAUCAAAAACUCAUCAUUUGCCAAAAUUAUAGAUGAUGACAAGGGCACAAUUUUAUUUCUUAACCAAGUUCAUCAAGCAACUACCAUGUUUGACCAUGACCCCAACCUGGCGAUGACCAGCCCAUUACCUGGCCCUUGCCUUGGGCAGGAUGUUGGUGUUACCGUGCAAUUCCCCCAACACCUGCCAUACGUAGCAUGUUGUCGUACCAAUCAUGCUAAAAGCUAUAACUCAUAGCAAAAGCGUUGUCUAGGCCUCUCCAUAGGCAGGAUAUUGGCGUUACACAACACAAAGGUCGUUAGAGAAUUGCUUUAGAUAUGUACUCGUAUACUUCUCUAUCUUAUAUCUUCGGUAUCAUGCUGGCAAGGUUACUAAUGAAAUGCUUUCCCUCCCAAAAAUUCCAUUUGUUGCUGUUGGUCUAUUAGAGGCUCUUGCUGCUGCGUCCGGCAUGGCAGCUGGAGCAAUUCUUUCCGGGGCCACAAUUCCAAUACUCUCGCAGAGCUUUCUUGUCUGGCAACUUCUCCUGUCUUUUAUUUUCCUUGGGAGAAGAUAUAGCUUCAACCAGUUGUUUGGGUGCUUUCUCGUGGCAGUUGGUGUUAUUGUAACUGUAGCAAGUGGAUCUAGUGCUGGUUCAUUGAUGGAAGCUGGUGUAUUUUGGAGUCUUUUGAUGAUAGUUUCCUUUUUGUUCCAAGCUGCAGAUACUGUCUUGAAGGAAGUAAUAUUCUUGGAUGCUGCUCAAAGGCUGAAGAGAGGUACCGUUGAUCUGUUUGUCGUGAACUCCUAUGGAUCUGCUUUCCAGGCAGUUUUUAUAUGCCUUCUCCUCCCAUUUUUGUCCAAGUUAUGGGGUGUUCCAUUUACUCAACUGCCAAACUAUCUUAGAGACGGUGCUGCAUGCUUUUUGAAUAUCGGCACAUUAUCCGGUGGGUGUGAUGGUGCACCACUUUUACCGCUGCUGUUUAUCAUUGUCAACAUGGGUUUCAAUAUAUCAUUGUUACAUCUUCUUAAGAUCUCUUCUGCUGUGGUAUCUUGUCUCGCGUCUACAGUUUCAGUACCAAUAUCAGUCUUUUUAUUCACAUUACCAUUACCAUAUCUUGGCGUUGCAUCCUCUCUUCCACCUGGUUUCAUAGCAGGAGCCAUCAUCCUUGUCCUGGGAAUGCUUGUUUAUACUUGGAGACCAUCAUCAAGUAGCCUAAAAAAUCAGGAAGUUGAUUGCCACUGUACUUAACUUGUGUCCCUUGUCACGUUUGAGGGAGAAGAAGAUACGAUACUAUCCUUCUAACUUCCCACAAUAAGCAAACGAGGGAUCAAGACGUGCAUGGUCGAUUGUGUUAUAACCUCUCAAACUUCAUUUCUGAAUCAUUAUCGAUCAGUGGAGGUUUGACAGGAUUAUUACUCGAAUCCAUUGCUCUUUUUUGAAAUGCAUGGAGUCUCUACCAUUCAUGUCCUUGGGAAGUUGGAAGUUAUAAGGAAGAAAUUUGUAGUUCCAAUGCCAGAGUAAACUUGGUUCUUGUAUAUCUAACAGUGGAGGAGCCCGGUUUCGCCAUAAGUUGAACAGAACUAAAAAUGGGUAUGAAAAUCUGCUCCUGGUUUUUGGUUGUUUUGCUGUUGUAACAUAAAUUUUGUUUUUCUAGCCGCAUUCUAGGGGUUCUGGCUAAGUUAAAAGUCAAUUGAUGACGAACUGUAUAUGGCUAUUCUUUCAGAACUAAUACACAGGUGUUGUUAAGGCUCUCUUCAAAGUUCGUUCUUGGACAUUAUUCAUUUUACUGGUUUGAGACUA
Lycium barbarum (goji berry) is the source of this 3986-nucleotide messenger RNA. Its product is annotated as protein CLT3, chloroplastic-like. Lineage: Eukaryota; Viridiplantae; Streptophyta; Magnoliopsida; Solanales; Solanaceae. Bases 2589 to 3434 code for a protein of 281 amino acids. The transcript has 10 exons. The record is from RefSeq and is a predicted model, not a curated record.